Molecule: messenger RNA, 1917 nt
Organism: Aricia agestis (brown argus)
Lineage: Eukaryota; Metazoa; Arthropoda; Insecta; Lepidoptera; Lycaenidae
Gene: Tmx3
Product: protein disulfide-isomerase TMX3
Exons: 8
Coding region: 157-1437 (426 amino acids)
Biological process (GO): peptidyl-cysteine oxidation
Cellular component (GO): endoplasmic reticulum
Molecular function (GO): protein disulfide isomerase activity
Source: RefSeq, a predicted model, not a curated record
AUGUUGGUUACUUCUUGAAAUCAUGAAAUUGUAAUAAAUAGGAAGAAAAUAUAAAGAAAAAAGCUGUAGAUAUUCGUAACGUUUUCGUUUCUUUACAGUUUUAAGUUUUAACGCAGACUAUAUGAAAUAGACUGAGAACAAUAUAAAAUCGUAAACAUGAAAACAGCAUUGCUAGCAAUAUUUUUCUGUUUCAUCGGUUGCCAGAAUGUUUCUACCUCCAGAGUUCUUGAGUUAAGCGACAAGUUUAUUGAUAUAAGUACGGAGGGCAUGUGGUUUGUGAAAUUUUAUGCCCCAUGGUGUGCCCACUGCAAAAGAAUAGAGCCAAUAUGGGCACAUGUUGCACAAGCAUUGUACAACACUCCAAUCAAAGUUGCUAAGGUUGACUGUACAAGAUUUACGGCUGUUGCUACACAUUUCAAAGUUAGAGCUUACCCAACAAUUAUGUUUAUCAAAGGUUCUUACUUGCAUGAGUAUAAUGGGGAGAGAGUUAAGGAUGACAUGGUGAACUAUGCCAUGAGAAUGGCACUACCUGCCAUACAGGUGGUGUCACAUGCAGACAGUCUUGGCUACCUUAAAGAAUCACAUGAUCUGUUCUUUGGCUACAUUGGAAAGCAACAUGGAGUGUUAUGGGAAAUGUAUUCAAAUCACGCUGAAAAAUAUCAAGCACACAGUUGGUUUUAUUCUCUGCCACAUGAUUUGGCACCUACUGAGAAACAACCUCCAAAUGAAACUGCCAUCUUUGUGUACAAAGAAAAUGAUGUAUUUUACUUUAAUACUCAUCCCGAAUUAUUGGAAGAUAAGGAGUCUUUAAAUACAACACUUGAUAAAUGGGUUAAUUCGGAAAGAUUUGGUUUCUUCCCAAAGAUAACAAGAUCCAAUAUUAAUGACAUUAUGGAUACUGAAAAAUAUAUUGUAAUUGUUGUGGUAUCUGAAAAUAAAUUAAAUGAAAUAAGCCAAACUGAACGAGACUUUAAGGACAUGAUGGAAAGCAUUAUCAAAGAGAAUAAACAUAAUCUUCACCAGCGAUUCCAAUUUGGAUGGACGGGAAAUCAAGAGUUAGCUAACUCAAUAGCAAUGUCAGAGCUGACUGUACCACAUCUGAUAGUCCUCAACUCCACAACAAACCACCAUCAUAUUCCUGAAGACGAUCCAGUGCUGAUGACUCCGGAGGCCAUAUUGAUAUUUUUAGAUCAAAUACACAAGCAGAUGGCACCGGCGUACGGCGGGAACAGCUGGGCGGUGCGUGUGUACCGCGCGGUGUGGGAGGCGCGGACGUCGCUGGCGCACAUGUGGCGCGGGAACCCCGUGCUCACGGCGCUCGUGUUCGGCCUCCCGCUCGGCUUCCUGUCACUUAUUUGCUACUCCAUCUGCUGUGCCGAUAUAUUGGACGCCGAUGAGGACGAGGGCUCAGAUGAAACACACGAGAAGAAAGAUUAAAAUAAAUAUUUAAUUUACAUUAAGUUCAGUUUGUUGAAGUAAGUGCUUAUUUUAGUGGACGUGUGGUGUAUAUUACACUACAUCCAUUACUAAUAUUGUAAAUUGCAGUGUCUGUCUGACUCGCGACUCGACCUCUUCACGCUAAGUGGAUAUAAAUAAAAUUUAGUUAUACAUAUUAUGUACCAUCGAGGAAAUUGAUUCCUAGGCAGUUGACGGACCGUAUCAUGUGGCUUUUAUCGCGAAAAAUGCACGGUUCCAGCGCUAUAAACAAAUUUCUGCACGAACAAGUCAACAUAUUCUAGUGAGGUAAUUCAUAUAAUAUUAUUAGGAUCUCAUGUUUUAAUAUUACUUAUAGUAAAUUGAUAUUUUGUUGCAUAGUGAAAUUUAAGUAUAAGAAAAUGGAUGAAAAUAGUACUUACCUAAUAAGUAUAAUUUCAAUAACAAUUUUUUUUCUUAAGUAUUUAUGACUACUGCUUACUA